UUUGCCUUCCUCGCAGAUCCUAUCUCCUCCAGGGUGAACCAUAGUCCGCGGGUAGUCCUAUUGUCAAAUAGACCACGGGCGUGGGUCACGUUUCUCUUGCGCCGAACGGUGCACCGCGGUGGCUUUGACAUCGCCACCGGCACACGAGGUGUUGUCGCCGAUGCCGUAGGUGGGAAUCAGUACGUCGGCGUCUAUCGCGGCGUGCGGACCUCGACGAUGUGUCGCGGCGCGUUUCAACGUGCGCGCAAAAAAACGAGCGACUGAGCUCGACGUCGAGGCGAAACGUUUCUCCAAACGAAUCUCGAGAUACCCGGGGGUUCGUUGAAGUGCUUGUCCCAAUUGAUCCACCCUUCUCGCAAUGGUGAUCAAUGCUAAUCCCGAAACGCUAAAAUGAUCUCUCGCGUGCGUACCCUUCGAGCCAUCAGACGAUUUAAUCUCCAGUGAAAGAAAAAACGCGCGUGCGGUGAAUUCGACGGUGGAAUUCGAUGUUUCAUUCUGACACGCGGCAAUUAGCCCAGCUGAUAGAUAUCGGAGAAGAUACGUCGCCACGCGACGCGGAGGAACGGGGAACUCCCUCGUUGUAGACGCGCGCGACGGGGAUUAUCGGUCUAUGAGGGCGUCAGAGAGAAGCGAGAAAGUUCAGGCAGAAAAGCAGAUAGCGCGUAAAUUCCUCUAUCCGGUCUCGUCGGCGGUACGUUCAUCGUGCGCGUGUUCCAUGUCGAUGCGACUAGAACAAGAAGAUACGAAUUACAACAAGGACAACGCACACCUCGCUACGUAGACUAUUCAUUCGAGCGGGCGUUUUUGCCAUUCUUCAGUUUCUUGACUAGAACAUUGGAUAAGUCUUCUAGAAGACUUCUAAGAGUCUGCCUACAAAUCGCACAAUGUUUUGCUUCCAAAGUCCCUUCACGCGAUCGUCGCGUGGCGUUAUGUCCACCGCAUCGCUGUCGAAGAGCAAGUCCUCGCUGACCAAUGCGAUUCUAUCGCCAACCGCCAGAACGUCCAACGUGAGCGAGAGCAACCGACGCGGCUCCGAGGCGACCAGCGAGGGCUCCAACUCUUCCAUCAGGUACAUCGAUCAGGAGGCCUCGAUGUCCGGCGGUAGCAGCACGGACACAUUACCGGGUAUCCGUGCUGAUUACCUCGAUCCUGAACCCUUAUCGCCCGGAGCGGACGCUCUGACUUCGCCUAGCGGCAUAAUGGUCGUUUUGAACGGCAACAAUACCAAUGACCAACAGUUUAUGCUGCAGGAUGAGAGCCAUCAGAUUACGCGUUCUCUGCCGUCGCCGAAAAAGUCGAACAACAACGGCAGCAGUUGGCGCCGCAAGCUCAUGCUGCGUCUUCGUUCCAACGAUUCCGCAAACUUGAACAACGGCGAGAUACGUUCCUCCUCGACGUCUCCUUCACCCGCGAGCGAAUCGAUAGCGGAGUCUUCGUCUUCAUCAAGGAAUCCUCGUGUAGACGAGGGGCAGCAUGGUGGCAAUACCACCGCGACGACCGUCUCGUCGCCGUCGGUGCAGAUCGACGUGAUCGACGAGAGCCCUCAGGUAGCUGCCGCCUCUGUCAGCGAUAUACCAUCUCUGGAGAAUGGCUUCAGCGAGCCCGAGGAUGAAAAUGACGACGAAGAGGAUGAAGAGGAGGCCUCUCCGGAGACCGAGACUGAGGAGGGUUCAUCUUUACCGUCCAGCCCAGCAGCCGCGUCCACCGUCGGCUUGACUACUUCCGCGGCGCCUUAUUACGACUUCCUGUCGGUGAACGGCGGUACCAUGCGACAAGAGACCACCAGUACUAGCUCGCCGCAGCUAUCGUCCGGCGCGAGUUUGCGUUCCAGCGUGGAGUCACCGCCCGCUGACACCUGCAGCUCCUACGGUGAGGACAGCAGCCCGGGCAUGGACUCGCUGAAGCCCGAGGGCCUGGACGCGUCUGGGUGCCUGCCAGCUGCAAGAUCAUGUCCGAAUCUGGAGCGGCAAAGCGCUGGUUGCUCAUCAGCCAGCGGCUCGUCGAGCGCGAGCCCGAGUCCGGGACCAGCCGGACCUCGUUUCAAGCCUCUCGAGGAAGGCGACAUACAGGUGUGCUAUCUGAAUCACACCCGGACCCUCGUGAAGAAGAUCCUGUCCAGCAAAUUCCUCAGACGUUGGGAAACCCAUCAUCUCUAUCUCAAUGAUGCUUGCUUAUCCUCCAAAACGCUCACGGGUUUUCUUCAGCAACCUAUUCCGUACAGCAGCAUGUCGGAGGUUCGGAAAUACGUUGUCGCCAGAUGGGAUCCUGCAUAUAAGAACUGCCUCAGCAUCGUCCUGCCGGACGGUUCGCUUCUUUUGCAAGCUAGCAACGCUUACACGAGGGACCAAUGGUACCACUCGAUAUUAUGGAAGAAAAGUAUCUUCAAGUAUCAACAUCUCGUCUCGAUGAGCUCUCGGGAAGAGGUAAUAUUGCGCGAAUUGCGCACCAUGGUGGACUUUGCCCUGUGGACACCGCUCCAGGACGAGAGAGUGGCAGGCGCCCCGCUGGAGGCGGUCGCUAAAUUGUUAGACGAGCCCAGCGUGGAGCCUGACUUGGACGGGAAAACAGAGGAGGUUGUUCACGAUCGCAGGAGCUGGGCGGAGGCCGUUCUCGCCGUGGUGGCUCCGCUUUUGGAAAAAGCGGCACCGCCGGCGGCGCUUGCGAGGGUACUCGCCAAACUGGCGCAACAGCAUCCGCGAUCGCAACUGGUCCCGAUGCUCAGUCCGGCGAUCACGAGAUGCCUGAAGCAUACCGUUGACUUUGGCAAGUCGCCGGACAUGAGAAAGCUGUUACAGGUGUUCGUUGCCGCUUUGUACGAGAACAAUGAUGGUGAGCAGGCGAUCAGGGAUUACAUCUCGUCGGUUCAUGGACCGGGUAGCGAUUGUCCACACCCGAGAGUGCUUCCCAAUCUCAUGUCCAUCUGUGUCGCGGCCAUAUUCCACAGGUUCGAAGUGUCGGGUCGCGCGUCAUCGAAUGAGGACAAACCACCGUCGUUACCGCCAUUGCACUGUUAUUUGCUCGUCUUGAAUAUCGCGUCGGAAUACGCUGACUGGCGUUCGGGUCUUGGGGCACUACUGCAACCCGUCCCAUUCCCAGAAGAGGCUUUGGCUGUGAGAGAAGUUCAGGAGUCUGUACUGAUGUGCGUGAUGCAACGACUGGCGAAAGACCCGAGAUGCACGGUGCAUCGCGUCUUGCUGCCCGUCAGGGAACCGCGUCCAGGCUGGAUUCACAUUGCCGCACCAUCCAGCCCGGCUUGUCCAGAUCGUGGGGAACUAUUCGGCGAGAUGCUGACGACUCUGCUGGCGUGCUGCUGUCGACGGAAGAGAUUCAUCGCAUCCCUGUUGAAGCAAGCAGGCGAUGAUUGCAUUCUGCUGGCGGUGCGGGGCUGCGACGCCGCGCAAGAAGCGCUCUGCUUGAUGCUCGAGUGGCGCUUACUGCCGAACGAGGAGGCGAGACUUCAAAUAGUUAACGCGCUUGAGUCUACAGAAUCCGGAAAGGAGCGCUACGCCGCUCUCUGCCAGAGACAGAAAAAUCUCCAGGAGUUGCAACAAAAGGGCGGGCCCCGGAAAUUAACGCUCCCAGUUCGAGCGACCGACGCCGACGUUGCCCUUCUGUUAGGCGGUCGUGCUCUCGGUAAUCUCGAAUGCCUCAGCCUGGCCUUCACCUCUGUGACGUCCGCGUGCGCCGAACAAUUGAUAAAGUUGCCGGCGCUGAGAUAUUUGAACCUGUGGGCUACGCAAUUCGGCGACGCCGGCCUACAGAUGAUUAGCGAGCAUCUGCAGAAGCUGCAGGUGCUGAACCUCUGCGAGACGCCAGUGUCCGACAAAGGCAUCUCCACGUUGGCCUCAUUAACCAGCCUAAGGAAAUUGAAUCUUAAUAGUACGAAGCUGUCGGCUCAGACAUUCGAGUCGUUGAAGAAGCGACUACCGGCCCUGCAGGAAUUCGACGUUCGAUAUACGGAGGCCUGGUGACCCUGGUUUGAAGUCACGACGUCCAGCACUUCGCCCAACGGCGGUAGUGUUCGUCGUGACUUGAGAACGAAGAAGCAACGCUGAGGUGUUUGGUCGUCCCGAAGAAAAUUCAACAGACGUCACGAGAUGACGUCCGUAUUCUCGGUGUAAUCAAUUCAAGUGAAUAUCGAGCAUUGGGCGCGAUAAAUUCGUUUGUUUUGCUUCGAUUUUGCUAGUAUGCGACGUUCGCUAUCAGCGUGAUGAUCGUUGAAAACUAUGAACCCUUUGUCAGUGAAACUUUCCAGAGGAAAGGAAACGAAGUCUUCUGCACUGUGCAGGAUGAGUGAAGAGCCUUUUACCGUGUUUUUAAGUGUCUUACGUAUCUCGCUUCUUCUAAUUUAAUCGGUCGAUAAUUUAUUCUGUCCAGAGGACGAUAAGUAUGCGCGAUGGAUCAACGGUUUCAAUAUAUCCGUGUGUCCAUUAAACGUAUUUUCCCUUGUCAACUGUAUUUAUUUACACGAGAUAUUAGAUCAAGAUUCUCUUCCGAAACUCGUGUCAGCUAGACGGCUUGAUUCCCGCGACGAACAUUACUUUUAAAGUGUUCCUUCCGCAUCGUCGUCGAAACGGGAAACUGUACUUUUCAGGAAACAUUCCAGAAUCGCGAAUUCAGACGUCACUUUCCAGGAAAGACGUGCAUUCGUUUGAAUAAAUAAAUAUCGGCAAGCGCGACGAGCCGUCUCUCGGACAUUUGCAUAGAAUCCAUUCGAUAUACGGCAAGGUGGCACAUGUAACGAUCGCGUCGAAGAGUCGCGAUCGUUAAAGCCGGGAAACGCGAGUCAUUUGCGCGGUAAGCUGUCCAUCUGGGGAUGACGAAGGAAGGAUUUGCAUAAACGCGAUGUACCGUGCAGCAAUAACAUGCCUCAAUGAUCGAAAACAAUCGUUGACGAUCGCGUUUGAUUGUUAAUGGUUUUUACGCGAUUCCGAAGAUCAGUUUUGUCGAGCGUCAACAAUUUUUUUUAACAAUAGUUCUAGCGACUCCUUCCUCCGUCUAUUUUUGAGAAAAAGCGAUUUCGUUUUUAUGCUGUUAGAAGCGCAAUGCAUCUUCCUCUUUUCAGCCACACACACACACAUAAUCCCUUGUAUCUUUUUCAUAUGCCUAUGUAUCAUUUCUUAACGAUGUUACUUUUUAUCAUUCGCGCCGAUAAAGUUAGAAGUCGUUUCGAUCCGCCGCGUCACGAGAAGACACUUUGCUAAUAUAGAAGUGCCAAGUCAGUGAAAAGAAAUAAAAUAUUUCCGGCGAGAGAGAAUAGCUUCGCGAAACGAUACUCGUUCUCUGCCUGUAACUUGGCUUCUCAUGCAGAAAUAUUGUCGGACGCUUUACCAAAUCAUCAUUGAAUAGAUGAUGUUGUUACAAGAGUCGUGGCUAACCGGCGAAGAUUGGUGUUGGUGAUGACGACUAUGAUUGCGAUGAUCCCUCCGUGAUCUCCGACGCGAAACAAAGACUGUCCCCAAUCGUGUGUCAGCGUAUUGCUGGACUGCAGCCGCCAAUCGAUUCCUCUGCGUGAAGUGUCCUUUUCCGUCGGGGGACACUACCGAGACUUAUCCUUUUUUUUUUUUCAAGGCGUGCCCAACUGCCUUAAUCAGCGAGUUCUGAGCGACCACUGCCACAACGCGUUGCGUCAGCGAGCGUGACUUUACUCUAGCAAAAUGAAGGAGCAAAGCUUCGAAGCAUCCCGCGUUCCGUCGCGAAGUCGGGAAGCCUCGCGUUCCACGCUUAAAACCGGAGCACAGACCUUUGCAAAACGCAUAAUGCAUAAAGCAUGAGAGAAUAGAUCAAUCAGAAUAUUUCCAGUCUAUGAAAUGAAAGAUUGGUUGAUUCUCAUAUGUUUUAUGCGUUAUGCAAAGGUCUGUGCUACGGUCUUCAGACGAAGCUUCGAGAGCCGUGAGUGACUCGCACAUAUGCAUUUCGUUCCCUAGUGUAAAUAGAUAGGUAGACUGUUAAGGAUCGUCUCCCUCUCCCGUUUCUCCUUCGAUUAAUUAGAUAGAUUUUAAUAAUUUAUUCUUUAGCUAGAAUUUUCUCGUAUUUAUAUACAUAUAUUACGGUAAUAUUACAUGUAUGUCGCACGAUCCAACUCGUACUAGCGCGCGUGAACACGCGUUUAGGGGAAUAGUUGAACCUCGAGUUUAGAGCGCCGGCAAGAGAGGAGAGAGAGAGAGAGAGAGAGAGAGAGAGAGAGAGAGAAGGAGAGAAAGGG
Molecule: messenger RNA, 6205 nt
Organism: Trachymyrmex cornetzi
Lineage: Eukaryota; Metazoa; Arthropoda; Insecta; Hymenoptera; Formicidae
Product: C-Maf-inducing protein
Exons: 9
Coding region: 885-3971 (1028 amino acids)
Source: RefSeq, a predicted model, not a curated record